AUGGAGUCGCCUGUGGAGCAGGCGGGGAGUCGGCCGCGGCGGCAGCGUCCGCGUCCGCCGCACUCCCCCGGCGUGAUGUCGGCCACCACCACCACCACCGAUGACGUGGCGAGCGGCACGGAGGAGAGCGCCAGUUCGCUGCUGCGCCAGGAUCCGCAGCUGGCGGCUGUGCUGGGUGGGCUGCCCAGUUCAUCGAAGGAGCUCCUGCGGCGCAUUGAGCGGCAGCAGGACGAGAUUCGAGUUCUGCAGGAGGAGAACACGCGGCUGCGGGCGCGGGAGGUCGAAGUUUCCGCGUUGACGCUGCGUCUGCAGCAGCAGUUUGGGGCGACGCAGUCACAGGUGGACCGUCUCAAGUCACAGGUGCGCAUGGAGCUGAUGAACCCCAUAACGGAGGAGGAGUACACGGCGAUUGAGUCCCUCGAGGAGGGAAAGCGGGAUCUGCUGGACACAGUGAAGCUUGGCAUUUACCAGCAGCUUGGGUCCAUGCGGGCGGCGAAGGAUGCGGCGAUGCGUCGGUCGACGGAAAUGGCGACGGAGACGACGCGGCUCACCCGUGAGAACAGGGAGCUUCAGCAGCGGCUAAAGGAGCUGGAGGCCGUUGUGGAGGCUGAGCGACAGUCCUUCCGACGCCAGCUGCAGGAAGUGGAGCAGCGCGGCAGUGGCGUGGUGGAGCUCGAAGGAAAAGUCCGGGACUUGGAGUCGCGACUGAAGAACGCGUACGUGGACCAGGAGCAGUUCCUGACGGCAAAGCUGAAUGCGUCUGUCAAGACGGAGGAGGCCACGCGGCUGGGCGUGCGGCUGCGCGAGGCGGAGAUGGAGGCGGAGCGGUACAAGACGGUCGCCGAGUGCUCAGAGCAGAAGCUUGACAUCCUCAAAUCCGAGUAUUAUGAGCUGAAGCUGAAGAACAGCCAGCGGGUGCUGGAGCUCGAGGCGUGUCUAAAGGGGGCGGAGGAGAAGCUGAAGACGCUCUCAGACCUCGAGCUGGAGUCGGAGUUGUUUGUGUCGAACUUGGCGAUGCAGUCGGGGGGGCAAAUGGCGCUCACUGCCGCUCCGACGUUCGCAUCGGCGGCGGGAGACGACGGGGCCCCCGCGGCCGCGUCUGCCGCCCCCUCAUUAAGCAACUAUGAGAGCUGGCUCGCCCUGCCGCGGUCACGCAAGUUGGCCCACGCUCUCACUGUGACGAAGCGCUGCCUGCAGCUCGAGAAUCGCCUCUCUGUCCUACAGCACGAUGUGGAAUUCAAGGACAAGCAGAUUGCGCGGUUGCAGGCCUCGCUAGACAUGGCCCGAGAGGCGUUGAACAACUCCAACAGCCCCUUUGCCAUGGUGGAGCGCACCGUGGAGCGGCUCACGCGGGAAAACGAGGAACUCCACGACAAGACAGUGUCCUUGUCCGAGGAAAACGCGCUGCUGCGCCAGCGACUGGAGCAGCGCACCGCAGAUGUGCAGGUUCUCUGCGGACAUCGCAAGGAGCUUCUGCGCAUCCAACGCGUCCUGCGACGCCUUGGAUUGGAGGGGAAGGUGGCGGAUCCAGCAGCUGCCUCGCGCUCGCAGGGGCCUCAGCAACCACCGUGGCCGCCACAGCAGCAGCAGCAGCAGCGGGAAAUGGAUGACGCGUUGGAUCCACAUUCCAGCAGUAUCCGCUCUUUUGGGUUGCGGCGGGAUCAAACGGCGGAGUCACCGCUUUCCUUCUCCCGACACCAGGCGGACGAGUUGUUGCACAUGGGCAAGGAACCCGAGACAGCUUCGGCGACGGAGGGGCAGCAGCGACAGGCACGGCAGCAGACUCAGGAAUUAGAGAAAUCCUCGAGCGGCGUACUUGUCCCACGGCCCAUCCAGAUCAUAUCCUGA
Messenger RNA from Trypanosoma conorhini, 1848 nucleotides. RefSeq lists its product as uncharacterized. Gene Ontology annotation, biological process: cilium assembly. The transcript has a single exon. The record is from RefSeq and is a predicted model, not a curated record. Gene Ontology annotation, cellular component: centriolar satellite. The coding region runs from base 1 to 1848 and encodes 615 amino acids. Lineage: Eukaryota; Euglenozoa; Kinetoplastea; Trypanosomatida; Trypanosomatidae.